AUGGGUACUCUGAAAUUGAUCCUCUUUUCACUAAUAUCACUCCUCUCCACAUUAAUGAUGGUCCAUGGUGAGGACCCCUACUUGUUUUUCACAUGGAAUGUUACCUAUGGCACUCUCUCUCCUCUGGGUGUUCCACAGCAAGUAAUGCUCAUCAAUGGUGGAUUUCCAGGACCUGCUAUCAACUGUUCUUCCAACAAUAACAUUGUUGUCAAUGUAUUCAACAACCUGGAUGAGCCUCUUCUUUUCACUUGGAAUGGCAUUCAACAGAGAAAGAACUCAUGGCAAGAAGGAUUGCUAGGAACCAAUUGCCCCAUUCCCCCCGGUACAAACUACACCUAUCACUUCCAGGUCAAGGACCAGAUCGGAAGCUACUUCUACUACCCAUCCACCAUCUUGCACAGGGCGGCUGGUGGUUUUGGCGGCAUCCGCGUGAACAGCCGGCUGCUUAUCCCCGUCCCGUUUCUGGACCCUGAGGACGAUUACCAUGUCCUGGUUGGUGAUUGGUACAUUAAGAGCCACUCUGCCUUGAGGACGCUCCUCGACAGCGGCCGCACUCUGGCCAAACCUGAUGGGGUUCUCAUCAACGGCAAGGCCGGUAAGGGCAACGGAAAAGACGAACCCCAAUUCACCAUGCAACCUGGCAAGACCUACAGGUACAGAUUCUGUAAUGUUGGAUUGAAAAACUCAAUUAAUGUGAGAAUCCAAGGCCACAUUAUGAAACUAGUGGAGCUUGAAGGAUCUCAUACAGUCCAGAAUGAGUAUGAGUCCCUUGAUGUGCACUUGGGGCAGUGCUACUCAGUUCUGGUAACUGCUGAUCAAGAACCCAAGGACUACUACAUUGUGGCUUCCACUAGGUUCACCAAAACUGUACUUACCUCUACAGCCACCAUCCACUACACCAACGGAAAUGGACCGGCCUCUCCAGAGCUUCCGGAAGCCCCCGUCGGUUGGGCCUGGUCCCUCAACCAGUUCCGGUCGUUCCGGUGGAAUCUAACCGCCAGCGCCGCCCGCCCAAACCCCCAAGGUUCCUACCACUAUGGAAAAAUCAACAUCACACGCACCAUCAAGCUUGCUAACUCGGCGGGUAUGGUAGAUGGCAAGCUCCGGUAUGCCAUCAACGGUGUUUCGUACGUCGAAUCAGUGACUCCGGUUAAGCUUGCUGAGUACUUUGGAGCUGCAGACAAGGUGUUCAAAUAUAACAUUAUUGGCGACGAACCACCGGCCGAGGCGAGUGACAAGAUGACCCUUGCACCCAUUGUGCUCAAUGCAACUUUCCGGAACUUUGUGGAGAUCAUAUUUGAGAAUCCUGAGAAGAGCGUUCAGUCAUGGCACUUGGCCGGAUAUUCUUUCUUCCCUGUCGGCAUCGAACCAGGAACGUGGAGCCCAGAAAAGAGGAAGAAUUACAAUCUUCUUGAUGCUGUGAGUAGGAAUACCAUCCAAGUCUACCCAAAAUCAUGGGCAGCCAUAAUGACGACACUUGAUAAUGCUGGAAUGUGGAACUUGAGAUCAAUGUCGUUGGAGAGACAGUAUUUGGGGCAACAACUCUACAUCAGCGUCCUCUCCCCGGCUCAUUCUCUUCGGGAUGAAUAUAACAUUCCUGAUAAUGCUCCACUAUGUGGUAUUGUGAAGGACUUGCCCGUACCAACACCUUACAGUGUGUGA
Messenger RNA from Ilex paraguariensis (yerba mate), 1662 nucleotides. NCBI's taxonomy places the organism in Eukaryota, Viridiplantae, Streptophyta, Magnoliopsida, Aquifoliales, Aquifoliaceae. The record is from the annotation of a GenBank genome assembly.